AUGAAUGUUGGAAGGCCAUACAAGCAUCGUUUGACGAAAAAUGCCAAUUGGAGUUAUGGUGCUUUGAGUCUUUUUAAAGAUAAAACUAAAAAUCGACCGAAAACAUACUUGAAAAUUGCUAAAGGAAGUUCAUCUGUUACAUUAUCGAGAAAUUUUGUGGAUUUUAUGGUGGAAUAUUUGAACUUGACGACUCUCAUUGAGAUGUUCCUGGUGGCUUCACAAGAAAAUGCAUUGAUGAACAAAACGAUUUUACCACCAGGUCAGUUUAGUAAUAAUCUUAGCCCCGUUAUAUUCUACUAA
Messenger RNA from Loa loa (African eye worm), 300 nucleotides. RefSeq lists its product as hypothetical. The coding region runs from base 1 to 300 and encodes 99 amino acids. The transcript has 3 exons. The record is from RefSeq and is a predicted model, not a curated record. NCBI's taxonomy places the organism in Eukaryota, Metazoa, Nematoda, Chromadorea, Rhabditida, Onchocercidae.